UUCGCGUUCGAUUCUCGAUUUUUAUUUUUACGUCUGCGUACCGAUCAAACGAUUAUUAAGUUUCGACAGAAGGUGUAAACUUUUUAUUGGCUGACGACGUACGUCGCUUGUUGUGCGUGACCCUGUAACGUGAUUCGAGUAAUAAUUUCGAUCGCGAGAGAAGCAUUUGUUUGAGGCCUCUGACCUGCAUCGGACUCGCACAAAUUGUUUCUCGACCAUGAAUUUUAAUUAUUGGUUUUUUCAAUAUUUUUCAUCUUGUUGUUAUCCUAUUAAGGAACAAAACGCGUACAAAUAAUCGAACAGGUUUCAGGUAUUGAAGAAUUUUUUAAUUUGCUUUUAUUAUAAGCGAUCAGCUGUUUUUCUCAUAUGCGGCGACCUGCUAAAAUUAAAAGUUAACUUACGAAAAAAUCAAAUGAUACAAAACAACGAAUACUUUUUAAUUUUAUCAACAUUGAAAAUUCACUAAAAAAUAAUUCUAUAAAAUUACAUAAUCAAAAUGAAUUUUGCUUUCAGAAACAAUUAUAAUGAAUUCCUGAGCAGUGAGUACCGGCACCCGCAGCGAAAUUAACGAUGAUGAAAAGUAAUGCGACCGAGCAAAAACUGCCGAUUGCCACUUCACGUACGACAUCGAACAUAAUACAGAAAUAUCGCCAAACAGCCCAAGAAAAAUCGAGACGACUCGGUGAUGCCCAACAAUCGCGCUACGAGGACCCGAAAUGUCUGUACGCCGCAUCUCCGAAGCUCAAGUGUUUGUGCGGGGAAACCAGCAAGUCAAGGCUGAGCGGCUUUUUCGCCAAUUUAGCCGCAAAAAUACGAGGCUCCCGGACAAACGAAUCUACGACUCAAAAUAAAAUCUCUGGACAAAAGGUGCCAAAUUCAAAAAAACUGAUUAACAAUGAAAACGGUAAAAAUGGCAUUACUGCGUCAAACAAACGAAAAAAAAUCGAAGCUACCGAGAAUACUAAUCUUCUACAUCAAAAAGCUAAAAAAGAAACCAGAGCAUUGAACGAAAGUAAUUCAAAAUCAAAGCGACAUCAAAAUCAAAUGAGCACGAUUUUCGAGAACAAAACUAGCCACACACUGGCGUCGACGAGCUGUACCUUCGAGAACGUGUGCAAAGCCAAGCCCUCGAAACUGAGACACAGAGAGUUCAGUUGCGUCAAUAUCGACAACGAUGGAUACGUCGAGAAGCUAAUUAAAAAGAAGAAAGAGGAGGAAGUCGAGAAGACGAUCGGCAUGUAUCGCACCAUAGUGGACAACGUAUGCGAAAAAAUGCAGAAAGCCGAGGAGUCAAAGACGUCCAUGAAAUUAUCCGGCGAAACGGAGAUGUUGACGGCUCCGGAGAUAGCUCGAGCGAUCCAGGAUCUCGUCAAUGAAAAUCACAAGGCCGAAAAGGAGGAGGAGGUGGUGGAGGAGCCGGCGAUAGUCGAAGAACCAUUUCCAGUGGCGAAGCAGAGCAGCUUCAGAUGGAGGAGACUCGCGAAAUCACCGAAAAGAGACGAGGCGGAUCGCCUGCGCAAGACCAUUCAUUGGUUGGAGGAGGGCGCGCGACAGCUCAGGGAGGAUCUGGCCAAAGCCCGAUCGGAGCUGCACGAGGAGCGCAAGGCGGCGAAAAUCGCCAAGCGCAAUUUCGAGGCGAAACUCAAAGAAGCGACCACGGCCGAAGCGAUCAAGUACAAAAAAAUCAUAGCCGAUCUCAAAUUCAGGUUGUCGCAAACGUCGUCUCGAAGCGUUGCGCAUGCAUACCACAGGGCAUUGUCAGUUGAUAUUUUAAAAGUUGAAAAUUACAAAGAUGAAAUAGCCGAGUUAAAGAAAAGACUCGUCGAAGCAGAGCGCACGAUACAGGAAAUGAGAAGUAGCGAAACAAGUAAAGAAAAGAUUGAAAAAGAAAAUGAUUUAGAAGAAUGAAAGGCUCCAGUCACUGGGCACGGUUG
Messenger RNA from Trichogramma pretiosum, 1934 nucleotides. RefSeq names its product girdin-like. The transcript is spliced from 3 exons. Lineage: Eukaryota; Metazoa; Arthropoda; Insecta; Hymenoptera; Trichogrammatidae. Bases 571 to 1908 code for a protein of 445 amino acids. The record is from RefSeq and is a predicted model, not a curated record.